CCCAUGUUUAACAUUCAUAAAUUCACUUCUCUUUGUUGUUACAACAAGUUUGAGAAUUUCAAAGCAAAGGUAGCGUUUUCAAUGGCAAUGGCACACAAAAACCCUACUUCGAUUCCAAUCUCAGAUCCUGAAGCACAGGAAAUCACUCCAACUCCUACUCCUUCCACCGCCGCACCGGCGAAAGGUUACUCGGCCAAAGUGGUGGUGAACAAAGUGAAGAACAACCUUGUUUUUCAUUCAAAAUGGGGUGAACUGAACGGAGCCAUGGGUGAUCUUGGCACUUAUAUACCAAUAGUGUUGGCCUUGACCCUUGCCAGGGACCUCAACCUUGGCACCACACUCAUCUUCACAGGUGUCUACAACAUCAUCACUGGAGCCAUCUAUGGCGUCCCCAUGCCGGUCCAGCCCAUGAAAUCCAUCGCAGCUCAGGCCUUGUCGGACACAACCUUCGGCGUCCCGGAGAUCAUGGCCGCCGGAAUAUUAACCGGUGGGGUGUUGUUUGUUCUGGGUGUGACAGGGUUGAUGAAGCUUGUGUACAUGUUGAUUCCUCUGUGUGUUGUGAGGGGAAUUCAGCUGGCACAGGGCUUGUCUUUUGCUCUCACAGCGGUUAAGUAUGUGAGGAAAGUUCAGGACUUGCCAAAGAGCAAGUCUCUGGGUGAAAGACACUGGUUGGGGUUGGAUGGGUUGGUUUUGGCUAUUGUGUGUUUGUGUUUCAUUGUGAUUGUGAAUGGGGCUGGGGAGAAGAAUAGAGGGUGCUGUGAGGGAGUGCAAAAUGAGGUUGCAAGAAACAAGAGAAGAAGUAGGGUGAGAAGGGUUAUUUUCUCACUGCCUUCAGCUUUCAUGGUGUUUGUGUUGGGGGUUGUUUUGGCCUUUGUGAGGAGGCAUGAGGUGGUGCAUGAGAUAAAGUUUGGACCAUCAUCAAUAGAGGUGGUGAAGUUCUCAAAGCAUGCAUGGAAGAAAGGGUUUGUGAAGGGUGCAAUUCCUCAACUUCCACUGUCAAUUUUGAACUCUGUGGUGGCUGUUUGCAAGUUGUCAUCAGAUCUGUUUCCAGGAAAGGAUUUCUCAGCCACUUCAUUGUCAGUGACAGUGGGGUUGAUGAACUUGGUUGGAAGUUGGUUUGGUGCAAUGCCAAGUUGCCAUGGUGCUGGUGGACUUGCAGGGCAAUAUAAGUUUGGUGGUAGGAGUGGUGGUUGUGUGGCACUUCUUGGUGUUGCCAAAUUAGCUUUGGGUUUGGUGUUGGGAAGUUCUUUGGCACACAUCUUAAGGCAAUUUCCUGUGGGAAUUUUAGGGGUGUUGCUACUUUUUGCUGGAAUAGAACUAGCCAUGUGUUGUAGGGACAUGAACACCAAGGAAGAUUCCUUUGUGAUGCUUAUUUGCACUGCAGUUUCACUUGUGGGAUCAAGUGCUGCUCUUGGCUUUUUGUGUGGAAUGAUUAUUUAUGUUCUUCUUAGGUUGAGGAAUUGGUCAAGGGACAAACCACUUUCUGCCAUUUGGAUGCACAAAAAUCCUGAGCAAGUGUGAAGAAAAUGAGUGCUUACAUGAUUCUGUUAUUAGUGCUUUUAAUCUCUCUGUAAAUAAUAAGAGUAACUGUUUGAAAGUUUUUUCUGCACUAAGUUUGUUUUAGUUUGGUGGUUGAAGCCAAAGGUUUGUAAAGGUCUAAAGACAUUAAUUAUUAUGGUAGUUGUAGUUGAAGAGAGAGUGAACAUAGUUGGUUGGGUAGGAACUUGAGUUGUUUGUUUUUUGUCUUUGUAUGUAAUUUUGAGUGCAUUGGUGUCAAGAAAUUGGGUUUAUUUAUGUAAUAAAUGAUGUAAUUGGCAUACAUUAACAGUGUAGACUUUUACACUGUUAUCCAAUUAUGAAUUGUGUGACAAUAUGGAUUUGAUCAUAACGAGUUUGUAUUUAAUU
Molecule: messenger RNA, 1905 nt
Organism: Vigna unguiculata (cowpea)
Lineage: Eukaryota; Viridiplantae; Streptophyta; Magnoliopsida; Fabales; Fabaceae
Product: molybdate transporter 1-like
Biological process (GO): molybdate ion transport
Molecular function (GO): molybdate ion transmembrane transporter activity
Source: RefSeq, a predicted model, not a curated record